Miscanthus lutarioriparius is the source of this 2175-nucleotide messenger RNA. Lineage: Eukaryota; Viridiplantae; Streptophyta; Magnoliopsida; Poales; Poaceae. The record is from the annotation of a GenBank genome assembly.
AUGGCGGAUGGGGCUAUUGUGGUAGCCAUUUGCCAGUACGGCGGAGAGUUCACUUCUGGCACCAGUGGUAAUCUGAUAUACAGAGGUGGAGAAGCGCAUGCUGUUGAUGUUACUCGUGAUUCGUCGCUGGAGGGCUUCAAGGAUGAGCUGUGCAAGGUGUUCCAUGUUGAUGUCACUGACAUGUCACUCAAGAGCAUUGUAACACAUUCUGGAGCUACAUCUGGCUCUGUUGCUAGUGGCGACAAAAGGAAAAGACCAACUUCCAAAAACAAGGUAAUCAGAAGCAGCAAGCCAGCUACCAGCGCUCCUGGCGAUGCAGUUCAAGCUAUCACAGAUAAUUUGGAAUUUGGGAAUGACAUCGCAUUUACCACCACAGCUGGAGGCGCUUCCUUCACAUCAGAUAUUCUCGAUCAGCAAAAGCUUGCUCUUGUUGAUAAUAUCCCCAGGGAAGCAGUUAGUCUGUUUGAUGAUGCAUUCAAUCCAUAUGUUGGUUCUGAGAUCAUACAUGAGCCUCCUCAGGGACCUAACAAUCCUAUUGUGUUGUGGGAUGACAUUAUCAAAGGAGUUGGUCAAGAAUUUGAUAAUGUGAAAGAUUUCCGUGCUCAGUUGUGCAACUAUGCUAUUGGGAAAGGAUUUGUGUACCGGUUCAUAAAAAAUGAAACCACUCGCGUCACUGUAAAAUGUGCUGCAGAAGGAGGCUGCACCUGGCGGUUGCAUGCGUCUGAAUCAUCUCGUAACAAGAAAUUUGUUAUCAAGAGAAUGACAGAUGGACAUACUUGUGGUGGAGGAAGUGGAGAGGGUCAGCGUCGAGCAACAAGACAGUGGUUGACUACUAUCAUUAAGGAGAAGCUGCAUGAUAACCCAAAGUUUAAGCCAAAGGAACUUGUAAAGGAAUUAUUUGAAGAAUACGGAGUUACACUAACAUAUUCACAGGUUUGGCGAGGCAAGGAAGUAGCAGAGAAAGAGAUUUAUCAUGCUAUCAGGGAGACUCGCGAUCAGUUACCUUGGUAUUGUCAGAGGCUUGAGGAGACCAACCCAGGAAGUAUAAGUGUGCUGUCUCCGGAGGUGGAUAUGAAAUCCCGCCACUUUUUUGUUGCAUUCCAUGCUUGUUUGCAUGGUUUUGUAAAUGGGUGCAGGCCCCUCUUAUUUCUGGACAAGGUCCCACUGAAAGCAACGAAUGAGUACAAAUUGCUUGUGGCUGCUGCCAUUGAUGCAGAUGAUGGUGUCUUUCCGUUGGCAUUUAAUGUGGUUGAAGAUGAAAAUUAUGAUAGCUGGGUUUGGUUCUUAAUGCAUCUGAAAAUAGUUCUUCAAACCCACAACUACCCUUGCAAUGGCAUGGCAUUCUUGUCCAAUGGACAAAUGGGUCUGGAUGCUGCUGUUUCUCACGAAUUUGAAGGAGAGCUGAGGAAGGGACCUUGGUCACAACAAAUAAGGGAGGGGAUGGUUGAGGAUUUCACUCGUGCAGCCCAAGCGUGCAACAUCGAGGAUUUUAAUGCAUCCAUCGAGAGCAUAAGGAAUAUAUCCAGUGAAGCUGCUGACUGGAUCAUUGCGAGCAAGCCAGAGCAUUGGUCAGAUGCCAUUUUCCGAGGCUGCCGGUAUGAUCAUUUCUCCUUGAACAUUGCUGAUGCUUUCAAUAACUGGAUACCAACCAAGAAGGAGAGUUCCAUAGUGCUGAUGGUAGACUCACUGAGAGUGAAGAUUAAGGAAGUAAUAGAAUCAAGGCUUGAAGCUUGCAAGGCGUGGGAAGGGCCUUUAACACCUACUAUGGAAUACAAAGUGCAGGAUGAGAUGCUGAAGGCUGGCAAAAUGACUGUGCUGUGUUCCUCCGAGACUGUGUUUGAAGUGAGGGGCAAUGCAAUUUUUGUAGUUAAUCUUGGAAAUUGGGAAUGCACGUGCCGGCGGUGGCAGCUCUCUGGCCUCCCCUGCAUGCAUGCCAUUGCUGUGUUCAACAGGCUUGGGCGCUCUUUCUAUGACUACUGCCCAAAGUUUUUUAGAAUAGAAAGCUACCAUCUCACAUACUCAGGAAUAAUCUUCCCAAUACCUGACAUGGAUAGUGUUGAUUUUGGUGCCGGGGCGAAUCUACUCCCACUGCCUCCCAAGCAGCGCUCAUACUUAUAUUUGCUUGAGCUCCAGCUGUCAAUUAAUCUCAGAUUUGUACUGAAUGCCAUAGAGUGA